AUGGCCUCCUCAAAAGAUGGAUACACGUAUCCCGAAAGCAAUCUCACCUGGAGAAUCCUCAACCAUGCCAGCAAGCAUGACUACGCUGUCGGGACUUACAACUGCUACAACACCGACGGCGUAAUGGCCAUAAUCCGCGCCGCCGAACGCACGCACUCGGCCGCAAUCAUCCAGCUCUUCCCCUGGACAAUGAAUUUCCACGGCCCCGAGUUCAUCCACUACGUGGUACGAAGCGCUCACGCCGCGCGCGUCCCCAUAGCCGUGCACCUCGAUCACUGCAUCAAGACAAACGAUGUCGAGUUGGCGCUGGCUCUGUCGUUCGAUUCUAUCAUAGUAGAUGCGUCGUCGCUCGACGAGGAGGCUAAUAUCAACUACUGUAAAGAGAUCGUGCAGCGGGCUCGUGCCUUGAAUAUCACCAUCGAGGCGGAGAUGGGGCGCAUUGAGGGCGGAGAAGACGGUUUGCCGACGGUCGAUAUGGAGGCUGUGAUGACGAGGGAGGAUCAAGUUGAGGAAUUUGUCCGGCGCACCGGGGUGCAUUUUUUGGCGCCUUCAUUUGGGAAUAUUCAUGGUGGGUAUCCGGAGGGAGGACCAGAGAGGGCGUGGGACUUGGGGAGACUCGCAGCUAUCGGGAAGUCACUAUCCCCGACCACCCCGUUGGCUCUUCACGGAACGCAUCCUGUCUCGGAUGAGCUCUUUCUCAAAACUAUUCAGUGCGGUGUUCGGAAGAACAAUCUGAACCGCACUGUGCGGGAUGAAUAUACGAAAUUUGUCGCUGAAAAUGCCGGGUCCUUGGAGCUAACCGUGCUCAAGGUCCAGGCCGUGGAGGUCUAUACCAAGUCGAUUGCGCGGAUGAUGGACGUGCUGGGGUCAUCAGGGCGGUAUUAA
This is a messenger RNA of Aspergillus affinis, 885 nucleotides long. RefSeq names its product class II fructose-bisphosphate aldolase. The coding region runs from base 1 to 885 and encodes 294 amino acids. Gene Ontology annotation, biological process: carbohydrate metabolic process. Gene Ontology annotation, molecular function: zinc ion binding; aldehyde-lyase activity. The transcript is spliced from 3 exons. NCBI's taxonomy places the organism in Eukaryota, Fungi, Ascomycota, Eurotiomycetes, Eurotiales, Aspergillaceae. The record is from RefSeq and is a predicted model, not a curated record.